CAAUCCCUGCUUGGCUCGCGGCACAUGUAAUAUCCCAUCUGUGACGUCAUCCUCCUGCGCCACCUACUGACAGAUCCACGGUCCAUGUGAAUGUCGGUUUAUCGCUCAAAUCAUCCAUUCAUGGGGUUAUUCAUCCGAUCGUUGAAGCUCUCCAUGAUGGUAACCUCCACCCCUGCACUGUGAGCCGCUCCUCCGUAGCUCGCCCUACCCGCUCCAACUCCGACGGAUCCGAUGGCCAGCCGUCUCCUGGUCAGAUGUACGCGUUUCCUCUCCAGGCCCUCACCGCUGGCAACCAUUGCAGCUUCCAAUCAGACUAACCCUAUCUCUGCAACAACUCUGUCUGAGCUGCAAUGGGCUCCAGCACGGGUAUGGGUUCCUGAGAGGCGCCUAUGUGAUGUUAGAAUUGUAGCCAGAGAUGAGAACGUGCCUGCCAUGCCAAGGCGCACUCAGCUUGAUAAACUGGUGGAGAAGGCAGAAACACCAGAGGACAUCUUGCGGGCCUGGAAAGAACACAGAGGAAAUGGUAACCAGGCUGCUAUCGCUAUGGUGAAACUGUCGCGGAUGGUUCAAGGAACACAAGGAAGUAUUCCUACCAUAGAUGCAGAUAUUCUGAUGGAUCCGAGGCUGCAGGACAUCAUGGAUACAAUAAACGGACAGGUAUCUGCAGUGUGGAACAGCACACUGGUGUCCGUUCUGCGGUCUUUCUGGGCCAUGAAUUUGCCUCCCAGCACUUCAGUGUUGACCUCCGUCCAGACCGAGGUUCUAUGGCGAGUUCGCAGGCUAAGCUACCGGCAGCUGGCCUUGCUGGUGGACUGGGGCUGGGAGAGGCCAAGAUCAUCUGAGGUGGCCAUCGUGAACGCUUCCUUGAAACAGCUGGAACUGCGCUGGACUGAGAUCUCAGACGCAAGGACUGUCAGUGCGCUGAUAUCCAAAGGCGAACGCAUGUCGUCCAGCUUGAUGGACCGACUAGAAGACAAGGCGUUGGAGCUGGCGGAGGGCUUUUCGACACAGGAGAUCCGCAGAGUGUGUUUAUCCAUGGCAUCUCGGGGCCGCAGGUGUGUUCCCUUGCUCAGAGCGCUGUCAUACCACCUGCUCCAGAAGCCCUCCUCCGACCUCACCACUCCACUGCUGCUGGACAUGGCCUAUGUUUAUGGAAAGUUGAAUUUCAACCAUUCCCAGGUGUUCCAGCGGAUGGCAGCCGAGUUGCUGCCCAGAGUGCCGGAGCUCAGCCCAAUCGACAUCACCCGCUGCGCCAAGUCCCUAGGAUUCCUCAAGUGGCUCCACCUCCCUCUCUUUGAGGCCUUUGCAGAGCACUACACAGCCAACAGCGAGAAGUACGUCACAUCACAGGUCUGUAAUCUACUCAUGACAUUGGCCAGGUUGGGCUUCCAACCCAGCAAUGGAGAGCAGUUUUACAGCAAGGUUCACUCUGCCCUGGAGGACUCUCUGCGUGGCCUGGAGCCCUUCCUGCUGGUGGAUGUGGUCUGGUCUCUGUGUGUACUACAGCAGGUCAAGCCACACUACUGUCUAUCCCUCGCCCGGCCUGAGUACAGAGCCAGUCUUUCAGCCAGCGCCAGCCCGACUCGCGUGGAGAACUGUCGUUUGAAGCUCCUCCACAUCGCAGCCACCCUCCAGCUGGAACACCCGGGCUCCACAGAGGCAGACGCUGCUCUCUCUGGCCUAGUGAACUUCACCCCGGCCUCCCCCACCGUCUCCCCACUGCAGAGAGCCCUGAGGGAGUCUCUCCAAGGCCUGGUCCUGGGGAGGACCACGGCCCUGCGGACCGCCGUCGACACCGUGUACGGGUGGACCCUCGAUGGCGAGGUGAUGGUUGACAGUGAGAACCAGCUGGUGGACCUGCUGAUGCCCAGUGGCCUGCACCUACCUGGGGAAGGAGGGGAGCAGGCCCUGCCAGCAGGCACGCGCCGACUGGCAUUCCUAGCCUGGGACUUCCCCAACUUUGGCUUGCGCAGUAAAGAACUUCUUGGAAGGUUUGCGAUGAUGAAGCGACACCUCCAGCUGGCCGACCUGCUCCUGGUGGAGGUGCCCUACUAUGAGUGGUUAGAGCUGAAAACGGAACGGCAGAGAGUGGCGUACCUGAAGGACAAGAUGGGCAAGGCAGUGGCUGAAGAUAUGGCCAAGUGAAGCGGGUCUUCAAGGGGCUCCUCAGACGGAGCCAGAUAGCCAACCGCCUCAAGCCAGAUCACACACACAAAUAGAUCUGCACUAUUGAUAACGGAGCCGCUUGUUGAUAUGAUGGAGCAUUCUGUUCCUCAUACAAAAAAUAAUAAUCAUUUUACCUUCUGGUUCCCUUGACAACACAUGGGGCUUUCCCUGUUUCCAUAGAGAUGCAGAUCGAGAGGUCUGUAGACAAGAGAGCGAAAGAGAGACAUAUAUAUAUAUA
Gadus macrocephalus (Pacific cod) is the source of this 2404-nucleotide messenger RNA. It is a transcript of the gene fastkd4, whose product is annotated as transforming growth factor beta regulator 4. The coding region runs from base 232 to 2145 and encodes 637 amino acids. Gene Ontology annotation, cellular component: ribonucleoprotein granule; mitochondrial matrix. Lineage: Eukaryota; Metazoa; Chordata; Actinopteri; Gadiformes; Gadidae. The record is from RefSeq and is a predicted model, not a curated record. Gene Ontology annotation, molecular function: RNA binding. Gene Ontology annotation, biological process: mitochondrial RNA processing; regulation of mitochondrial mRNA stability. The transcript has 11 exons.